AUGUGUCGCCGCGCCAUUGGUUUUGACGCGCGCAUCCUGCCCUUACGCCGCUCAAGCGACCUGCCGCCUGCUGCGCAUGACCGCUGGAAAAGCUCAUUCAUUGCAUACCCGUUCGCCGUCCCGCUCCCCGCUGCCCCCCUUGACGGUUUCUGCUCCACUGCCCUCCCCCCCCAUCCCGUGCCCGACCGCGGCACCAGGACGUUUUUUUCCGCGGCCGUGUCCGACGUGGGUCGGGGACCCGCAGAAUUCGCCUUCGUGCAGCAGCAGGGGGCGCGCCUCUGUUCGCUUUCCGAGCUGCACGGCGGUCAGCACUGA
This is a messenger RNA of Prorocentrum cordatum, 315 nucleotides long. The record is from the annotation of a GenBank genome assembly. Lineage: Eukaryota; Dinophyceae; Prorocentrales; Prorocentraceae.